This is a messenger RNA of Bursaphelenchus okinawaensis, 2178 nucleotides long. Lineage: Eukaryota; Metazoa; Nematoda; Chromadorea; Rhabditida; Aphelenchoididae. The record is from the annotation of a GenBank genome assembly.
AUGAGCCGUCAAUCUUUGUCACCAAAAAGAGGUCAGAGCACAGCGGCGCUUAAUUCUUAUGGAAAUGUACAGGUAAGUCGUUUUUAACUGAUAAUUGUUUAGAAUAACGGAUAUGAUGAUUUUUUUUGUGAGGCGAAAGAUUUGAUGUUUUUUUAAGUGUUACUGUUAGAUAAGUGCUUAUUUUUUGAUUUUAUUGUUGUUUUUGUCGAAGGUUUACAUUUUUUAAUUUUACAGUUGGUUAUAUAAAUUGUAAUGUCUUUUAGGGAGAAGACCAGCCUGGAGACAGAUCGCCACGGAAACGAAGGGAUACGGAGACGAUGAGCAAGGUAAGAACUUCUAUUUACAUUAUCAUUUGUUUAGACGAACGUUUAUAUCCGAGGACUGCCGCCGUCUUGUGUCCCUGCCGAUCUUUUUGCCAUGUGCCAACAUUACGGUGAGAUCACGUCGACCAAAGCUGUUGUUGAUCAAGAAACGAAACGAUGCAAAGGUUAUGGAUUUGUGGCCUUCACUUCGCCUGAAUCCGCUGACCGAGCCAUGGAAGGAAUUAACAACGAAGGAAAAUACCAAGCUCAGAUGGCCAAGGAGAUUAAACCACGACCUGAGAAGGUAGGGUACCCCGAUUUUGGUAUUCCCGGUGAACAGGUACGCUUUUUAAUUUUAGUGAUGCAACUUAUUUGGCAGAAGUACUUGUUCGGUAUUUAUGUUUACUUAUUUUCAUGUUAUGCCUUUAGUAUAAUGUAUAUACCUGCUGUGGUAAUAGAAAAUUACAAUCUAUCUUUUCAGCCGUUUUCCCAUGUUGAACAGGACCCCACCAACUUGUACAUUGCGAACCUGCCAAAAGAAUUUGACGAAGAAAGUAUUAAGAACCUGUUCACUCCUCAUGGAAUGGUAAUCAGUACCAGGGUCCUUCGGUUCGACGAUGGAUCUAGUAGAUGUGUUGGAUUUGCUCGGAUGGAGAGCAAAGAUGCUUGUGAAUAUAUUAUUAACGUACGUUUCCGGUUUUAUGAUUGUUUUUGCUGCUUUUAGGUGUAACACAUUGUUAGAAAUGUCUUUGAAGAUUAUGUUUGUAGCUUUGUUUACAGAAGUUAAUUAACAUGCACUUUGCUUUUUAAAAGGUUUUUUUGCUUAAUAUUAUGUCGAAACGACAUGUUGUUUUAGAAUUAUCAUGGUAAGCCUCUAGAAGGCUACACAGAGAAUCUUGUUGUGAAGUUGGCUGAUUCUGGCACUCGCCGUAAGCAGGGGAGCAGCAAUCCCCAAAGCUCUGUUAUGGGAGAUCAGGUACUGUUGUAGAUUGUAAAAACUAUUUUUUUGCUUAAUGUUUAUUUUCUUUAUUGGUAUACAACUUUAAAUUAUAAUUUUUAGCCUGGAAUCGGUCAUUGGCAGCCAACCUCUCCGUACAACUCGUUCGGCGAAGAAGAACAAACUUUCUACCCACCCAACGGCGUAACUGGCGUAACCUACAGUCCACAAGGAUCACUUCUUCCUCUUUACCAGGUAUUUGACCAAUCUUCCGGUACUUAUAUACCAUAUUCUCCACCCUUCCAGAUGGGCGGCGUGUAUCAACAAGGCGCCGUUAGCUCCAUUAAUCAACCGGGCACGCCUUCUCGUUCUCAAGUAUCUAACUCAGGUCAACAAGUCGUAUACUCACCCCCUCAGAAUGUGGACUACUACAACAAGAAUCAAGCCCAGUCGCCAGUAUUCAACCCGCCGUUUUAUCCCUACGGAUAUCCAGGACAAAUGGUUCCGCCGAAUCAACAAGAUCCUCAAUAUUAUCAGAACUUCCAGGGUCCUGAGGUGGGUUGAUAAGGUUCUGCAAAAUUUUUCAUUUUUAAUGUUUCUUCAUUUACUAAAGUUCAUAAAACUUUGUUGUAUUGUACUUUGCUUUAUAGAAGUUUACUUUUUGUUUUUCAGGCUGCCAACCCGGCUCCUGGUGGAGGAGCAUACAUGCAAAACCCUCAGUACGUCAUGGACAACAACGGCCAACCAGUUCCAGUUGUUUACGGCCAGAAUCCUCACCAACAACUAAUGAUGCACAACCCACAAGUUGCGAACCCGCAACUGCACCCUCAGCAGCAGCAACAGAUGCAGCAGCCACUGCCCAACGAUGGCGCCGGCCUGGAACAGGAAGUGGCCGCUCUCAACAUUAACCAAGACAGGGCCCCGGAGGCACAGUCGUGA